Messenger RNA from Poecilia reticulata (guppy), 4040 nucleotides. RefSeq names its product galectin-related protein B. Lineage: Eukaryota; Metazoa; Chordata; Actinopteri; Cyprinodontiformes; Poeciliidae. The record is from RefSeq and is a predicted model, not a curated record. Gene Ontology annotation, molecular function: carbohydrate binding.
UCAACUCUUGUGCCUGUCUUCCAGCAUCACCUCCCAAAUAGGAGCCGGUCUCUAUGGCAACAGGCGGGAUUUGCCAGCUGGGAGGCAGAGUCAAUCGCUCCUCAGUUGGUAUCACCGCCCCAGCUUCCACACUGCAUCACGCCCCGAGUGGAAUGGAUGACCAGGACAAGAAAGACAAUGGGCAGUACAUCGGUGAGAUUAAAGGUGGGAUGCGGCCUUCAAUGAAACUGGUUGUCAUGGGAAUUAUUGAUAAAAAGCCCAAGAGCAUCGAGGUGACCGUGUCCUGCAAGCCUCAGGAGGAAGACUUAGAGGCGGAUGUGGGUCUGCAGCUGAAGGUCAGCUUCACGGAUAAGGCUGUCCAACGAAACGCCCGCUUGGCUGGGAAGUGGGGUCCGUGUGAAAACACACUCUCCUUCUUUCCCUUUGCACCCGGAGAAGCCUUUAAGAUGGAGAUCGUCUGUGAACACCAGCAGUUUCGCAUCUUGGUGGACGGCCAGCCUCUGUGUGGCUUCACCCACCGGAUCUCCAAGCUCGCCUCCCUCACCGCCUUAAGAGUCUUCGGGGACCUACAGCUCACCAAGGUUGCCUAGUGCCGGCCUCUUGCCCACAGGAAGCUGAACUGAGGGUUCCCCCACGCCGCCGGGGGAGGGGGGGACGGUACACCCACCGCCAUUAGAUUAGAACUUCUUUUUUCCAGUCGCCGUCAUCAGGAUGUUUCACCGUUUUAGUUCGCCGACAAAGUUGCACCAGCCUCGUAAUCCUAUGUUGAGACAAAGUGCCUUCGCUAAGAUUACCUGACUGGAGACUUGAAGAUGCCGACUGAACGUAGCCGCAGUCGUCUUGCGUCUUAAAUCGAAUGAGGAAUGUGCUUUUGAGUUGUUGUGAAUUGUUGCGAACGCGAUCUAACGUCUACUCUUUGUUCGCGCCAUUGAAGCCACAGGAAAAGCAAGUCAACAACUCUGCAUUAGUUUUUAUCCCUUCAGAAAAAGAGGUUUCAGAAACCUGUCUUAGACUUUUCUGGAAUUAACCUUUGAAAGCUUUUCAUUUCCUAGAGUUUGUUUUGUUUUUGAAGUUGAAAACAUAGCGAAGAUUGCGAUUUUGUGCCCAGUGACAUAACAACAGAAUUGAUGGUGUAAAAACCGUAUAAGUAGCCUAUGUUAGUGCAUGCCCUGAAAGACUCAGCACUGUAUUUGGAGUUCUCUCAGUUGAUAUUGGAUUCAUUUUGUCCCAAACAGUUGCAUUCAAAAUGGCAGCACGUUUUGAAAUGUCAGCAAAAGCUUAAAAUUGCUUUUAAAUCCAUACAAUUGUGGAAGAACUAUAGUUUUUCUAGAAUCAGACUUCUUUUUAAGCAACAAAUUUAUGCCACUGAAUUUCUAUCCUGUGCAAUAACUGGCAAAUUUUAAAUUAGAAAACAAAAUGCAUACACAUAAUUGCUCAGAAUAAAAUGUCAUUGUUAUAAAUUCAACAUCUUAAAAUAGUCUUAUUCUAAUGAGACUAUCUCUUCCAUAUACGUGUAUUGGGAAUGCGGAGCUUUCGAUUCCAAAACCAAAAUGGGUCAAAUUUGUUACGAAUCUAAAAAUCUCUAAAAAAUGAGGAAAGUAGAAAAUCUUGAAGGUUCAAAAUCAUGAAGCGUGACCAACACGGACUGAACGGCUUUGUUCACUUCCUCUGCUGCCAUUGAAGAACUACAACCCCUCACAAGCAAACUGCAAUUGGAGAAAUCAAGCUCAAUGGGAGAAAUCCCAGACAGAGCAGGGAGGGAAAUGAGAAUCUAGGGUAGAAAUGACCAGUUGAACCACAGCUUCUGAGAACUUGUUCAUUGAGUGGGAAAAGUUUUAUUUUGCCUCACAAACAACAUGUUUAACAUCAAUCCACAAUGUUAUUCUUGAUUUUCUGUUAUUCAGGAUGCUGCUCGCUAACUAACUUGUUUUCUUUAAUCGCCUCGUUGUAAAACGUUUUCCCCUUUCCAACUUUUUCCAUCAAAGUACACUGUUAUUAUGAAUAAUGUCUUAAAUGACCCAUUUCAUUCUGAUUUUCAGAGAUGAAUGGACUGUAACCACUCAGUCCUUAAAUAAGAGCAAAAAGUUGUCCUUUAACAGAAUGAAUGACCCGCUGGAUCAAGCUCCAUUUAGUUACACAGAAUUAGCAACAUGAAUGUUACCACUGUUUAUGUUUUUCUAACAUUUUUUUAUUUUUUUUUCAUCUAGAGGGAUAUUUCCAUCAUUCACCUUGAUUGAUGUAGUUAGUGAUGUUGGACUGCUGCUACCCUGAGCACAACCGUACACUGAGACUCGCACGUAAAUCACCUUCGACAUUGAAAAAGCGUUCACGAAUUGUUCAGCUAACAUUUUUUUUGUUUUGGCACCUUCACUGGAAGGUUUCAUAUUUUCAUACUUAAGUCACCGUAAUAAAAUCAAAUCUGUUUGUUAUUUGUUUGUUCUGCUGCACUUUGUAUGUGGGCCUGUAGUUUGGAUUUGACAUCAAAUCCAAGAUAUGACUCAGGUGUUGCGCCACUUUUUGAUCUAGCCCCAGCCAGACGAGAGCUGCUGCGUUUGAGUCACUCUGACAAAAGCUGGACUCAGCUUGCCGAGUGGGAGUGUCUGUCUGUCACAUCUGGAAGCGCCUGAGGACACAAGUUUAGCGAUAGCAACACAUACUUGCUGAUUCUUUUUCUUGUCCCUGCUUGUACAUUUUUGCUGAAGGAAAUUUUUUUGAGUCAGACUCAAGGAAUUUCCCCAAGUUCAUCUACAAGACUUUUUAAAAGGCGUUCUAGCAGGAAACGGAGCCGUCAAGGUUAAGGCGUUAAUUCAUACGAUUAGUCUAAAAAGUUUCAGCAUGCUAGAAUGACGUAAGACAGAUUAAUGGCUUUACCUCUUUUGACCCGAAAGCCUCUCGUUCACGGAGGGUUACUCGGUUCAAAGCGGCACGCUACACAGACUUGUACUGCGAUCAACAAUGCAAAGUUGCGAAUGUGAGCAAAAAGAUUAGCGAGGAUAGUCAAAGGGCUGUGCUCGCUGUCAAGUUUUGCUUUAAAACGAAACACCCUGGAAGUUUGGAUAAAACCAAGGUAGUGUAUAUAUAAGAACAAUGAAUUAUCCUUUCACCAAGGCAUAGCCAGACUAUAUUUAAUAUUUCUUAAACGUUCAUUCAUACCAGUAUGAAUCUUCAGGCAAUUUUGGUUUGAAGCAAAAAUGUCACUUAUUUAAAUAUAAUUUUUGAAAAUGUGCAUGUUUACAUUUCAGUCUUCCAAAGUGAUUAUUUGUAGCCCUGGAGUGUGAUUGAUCUGAUUAAAUCUUUUAACCGAUUGGGAGCUACAUAAAACACAAAGGAAUUGAAUGUCUGUUUAAUGAUCCUACAAGACAAUACACUGCAAAACCAAUAUAAAAUCUUGUCUCCUAGUUAAAGCGGCCGAGAAAAUGUUUAAAUUUUAGUUUAAUUCUGUAUUUAAGCUAACAGAUUUUUUUUUUUUUUUUAAAAAGGAUAACUCCAGUGGUCUAUAAGAGUUUUCUUCAAUGAAUUACAAGGAGAAAUGUAAAAGGUUGCUAAAGGAGUUAGACAGAGAUAUUAAUUAUUCUUUAAACCGUAAUGAGAUUAUGCAAGAUAUUCAGAUGACAGAUUUCUUUUUUAUCAGCUUUUUUUUAGCAUGUACAUAUGCUUUUUCUUUAUGUUUUUAAGUAGACUCUCCAAAUCUAAAUUUUGUUAAAACUUUUUUUGAAUUAGCUAUUUAUUUCUGGUUUCCUAUUUAUGCUGCCUUUCUUAUUACCAACUAAAAUUCGCUUUAGAUCAAAUUGUCGGCAGUGAUUAAAGAUGACAGAACACACUGCUAAUUGAAUAAAUAACAUUAUUUCUUUAUUUUUGAAAUGUCGAAAGAACAAAACAGCAGAAAAUGAAAUUUACAAACUUGUUCAGUUGCUAAAAAUAUAUAUAAGAAGCAUUGUCCAAAUGCUAACAUUUAAACUGAAUUACAAACGGUUAAACCUAAACACAAUUAGGAAAAACGUAUAAAAAAAAUUCCUACCACUGAAGGGCUUCUGAAACGU